AUGUCCAAAUCAUCUUCAAAAUCAUCUUCUGCAAAAUCAAUCGUAAAGACAGUUGAUCUUAAUUCAAGAACUACCUCAUCGUCAACUUCAAAUCUGUAUAAAGACAUUUUGGAGCUUGUUCUAUUAUGUACACUUACUGAAGAACCAUCCACUUCUUCAUUAUCGAAGAUAUAUUUAACUGAAUUGGCAUCAUUAGAUAUUAAAAAUUGGGAUAAAAAUCGAAUUGAUCAAGCAUUAUUUGAACGUCUUCGUAUAUGUGAUCCUUCAAGUCAAUUGAUAACAUCAUCUACGAAAAGAUCAUCUAUAGCACAUGAGAUCAUUAGUGAAAAUCGUUGUUUACAUUAUUUAUCUGGAUGUUAUCAAAGAUUGUUGCGACAGCGAGAUCAUUUUCAAUUAAUAUUAGAUGAUAUUCAAAAAUUAUUUAUUGAUCAUAGUAAGACAGCAAUAACAUUACCAAGUAUGUAUGACGAUCAAGAUUUAUCUAAACAAUGGAUAGAAUUAUUAAUUGAAUCCAAUGGUAAAAAAAAUUUACAUAUUUUUUUUAUGAAGAAAAAUUUACGUAUUUAUUUAGAUAAUGCAUUAUUAUGUGAAUAUAUUGAUUUUGUUAAUAAUGAACUUCUGUCAUCGAUGACCACUGAAAUUGAAAGUCUUUAUAAAAAAGUUUUCCAUUAUAUGUAUAAAGCUAUUCAACCAUUAGACUAUUUUUCUAAUGAUGUAAUUUCUUACAUUUCGGUAUUAACUCAUUUAUCACAAUGGGCAAUACUUGUUCAAAUGAUCUUUCGAUUGUCUCAUCCAAAGACAUUGUCUAACCGUUCGUCAAGAGAUGCUCAUAUAUCAUCAACAAGUGGUAGAGCAUUUCAAGAUACAUUGAUUGGUAGUCUUCUAUCAAAAUCAUGUUUACCUUCCAUACCUGGAAAACCUUUUUUAUUUUUUAAUAAACCUAAAUUAAUGAGUGAACGUGAUAUCGAAAUAACUGCUACAACAAUGUGGCAACCAAUGAAAACAUAUCAAGAUCAUUUAUCACAAUUAUUUAAAGUUUUUGUUAAAAGUUCUGAUGCACGACAUAAUGUUUUAAAAUGGAUUGGUGAUUGUUUUGAUGAAAAUCAAGGAAAAAAUAAAGAAUGGUCAUCUCAUGAUCCGUUAGCUGCAUUUUUAUUUGUUAGUGAUGGUUUUUUACUUAAUUUAAAUGUUGUUUUACUUAAUCUUGCAAAACCAUUUGCUGAACCUUAUUCAUCAAGAUUAUUAAAAAUAAAUCCUCUUUAUGCUAUUAGUCGAAAUGAAAAUGUUCAUUUAAAAGAGUUAUACAAAGAAACACCAUUGAUUAAUCGUACAGACGAAAUUGAAGAUGAAAAAAAUCGACAAAUAACAUUUAAUUUUAUUACUGAGAUCUUUUUUAUGUCACAUUUUAGUUAUUCAAUUUCAGUACAUAGACUUCACCGAAUAUUAAUUGGUGAAGAGCUAACACGUAUACGAGAAGCUCAUAAUAAUGCUGUAAAAUUAGAUGGACCUAAUCAUGAAAAUUCUGUACAAUUAGGAGAAACAAUGGAAAACGGCCUUACUGCAUUUUUGAAUAUAAAAACUAUGCUAAAUGAACCUUAUUUAUUGGAAUUAUUGAAUGCCUUAUUUACAUCCACAUGUUCAUGGCUUGUUCAUAUUGCAUCAUCUUCUUUUGAUUAUAAUCAGAAAUCAGACGGAGAAGAACAAAUGAAUAUUCUUAAGAAAUUACCAUUAACAUCUGAACCUAAUCGACAAUUAAGUUAUAUUCCAGAAUUUAUUAUGGAAAAUAUAAUUGAUUAUCUAAAGUUUCUUGGGCGAUAUAAUACACAAGUAUUUCAAUCAAUAGGAUCAUCGAUAAAUGAAUAUGUUAAUCUCAUACUUGUAUUUAUGGGUGAUAUGAAUCGUUUACGUAAUCCUCAUUUACGUGCAACAUUAGCUGAAGCACUCGAAAUUAUUUUACCAAAUGAACACGAAAAAACUAAUCGAAUAAUAAAUAAUUUAUAUACUGAAACAAUGUUUCAAGAAUAUCCAUUAAUUGAACAUUUACCAUGUGCACUUCUUGAUGUAUUUGUAUCAAUUGAAUUAACUGGACAAGCAGUUGCAUUUGAACAAAAAUUUAGUUAUCGUCGUCCAAUGUAUGAUAUACUUGAAUAUCUUUGGAAAUUUGAUAAACAUCGAGAACCAAUUAAAAAACUUGCUUCAUAUGCUGAGCGACAUAUUGAUGAUGCUGAAGCUCCAUUAUUCUUACGUUUUAUUAAUUUACUUAUGAACGAUGCAAAUUUUUUAUUAGAUGAAGCAUUAACAUAUAUGGCAAGAUUGAGAGCUGAUCAAGAAGCAAAAGAACAUGGCGAAUGGAAUGAAAAGCCAGAAAAACAACGACAAGAACUUGAAAAUGCAUUUCAACAUACCGGUCGAAUAGCACGUUAUAUGAAUAUAAUGGGCAUUAAGACGGUUAAUAUCUAG
Messenger RNA from Rotaria sp. Silwood2, 2460 nucleotides. Lineage: Eukaryota; Metazoa; Rotifera; Eurotatoria; Philodinida; Philodinidae. The record is from the annotation of a GenBank genome assembly.